Gastrolobium bilobum is the source of this 2021-nucleotide messenger RNA. RefSeq names its product UDP-sulfoquinovose synthase, chloroplastic. Bases 270 to 1703 code for a protein of 477 amino acids. The transcript has 4 exons. Gene Ontology annotation, biological process: sulfolipid biosynthetic process; glycolipid biosynthetic process. The record is from RefSeq and is a predicted model, not a curated record. Lineage: Eukaryota; Viridiplantae; Streptophyta; Magnoliopsida; Fabales; Fabaceae. Gene Ontology annotation, molecular function: UDPsulfoquinovose synthase activity.
CUUCACUCUUUCAGAUUCUCGUUGAAACCGAAAAAAUUGCACUUGCAGGGGUUUAUCCAGAGCUAGCACUCGACAGUCAAAUCUAUAGUUGACUCUUCAGUCUACAGAAACUGCUCCACUGUUAAGUUCUCUCAAGUGGGCAUGGAUUAAAUGAUGUUCAGUAUCUUGAGGGCAUAAAAAAGGUGACAACUUGAAGUGCCCUUCAAAGUGAUUUGAUACUCCACCCAGCUGGAACGUGUUCAAAGUAGUCAGAAGAACUUCAGAUUCAGAUGGCUCAAUUACUAUCAUCUUCUUGCUCCUUGACUAUCUCCGCUAGAAAUAAACCUUAUUUAAAACCUUUCAACCAAUGUUCAACAUCAUUUUCUAACUUGGUUGCUUGCAAUAAUUCCAGACCUCUAUUUAAAAGGCUUUUCAUGCAAGAACAAAAGCCAAGAAAAAGUUUUGUAGUAGUACGUGCUGCUGCAGUUUCAACUAGCCAGGAAGCCCCAGUUCAAACUAGCUCUGGUGACCCUUUUAAACCACAGCGAGUCAUGGUCAUCGGUGGAGAUGGAUACUGUGGUUGGGCAACUGCCCUCCAUCUUUCUAACAAGGGUUAUGAGGUUGCCAUUGUUGACAGCCUCGUUCGACGCCUUUUUGAUCACCAGCUUGGACUGGAUUCUCUAACACCAAUUUCCUCCAUCCAGAAUCGGCUUCAAUGUUGGAAAUCUCUCACUGGAAAAAGUAUUGAGCUCUACAUUGGUGACAUAUGUGACUUUGAGUUCUUAUCUGAAACCUUCAAGUCAUUUGAACCUGAUGCUGUUGUCCAUUUUGGGGAACAGCGAUCUGCUCCUUACUCUAUGAUAGAUCGACCAAGAGCUGUGUAUACACAGCAAAACAAUGUAAUUGGGACACUGAAUGUGCUCUUUGCUAUAAAAGAGUUCAGAGAGCAGUGUCAUCUAGUUAAGCUUGGGACUAUGGGUGAAUAUGGGACACCAAAUAUUGAUAUUGAGGAAGGUUAUAUUACCAUUACUCACAAUGGAAGGACAGACACUUUGCCAUAUCCCAAGCAAGCUAGCUCAUUCUAUCAUCUAAGCAAGGUACAUGAUUCACAUAACAUAGCCUUCACUUGCAAAGCUUGGGGGAUUCGAGCAACUGAUCUGAAUCAAGGAGUUGUAUAUGGGGUAAGAACAGAUGAGACUGCAAUGCAUGAAGAGCUGUGUAACAGGUUUGAUUAUGAUGGAAUAUUUGGAACUGCAUUGAAUCGGUUCUGUGUUCAGGCUGCUGUUGAUCAUCCACUUACUGUAUAUGGGAAAGGAGGCCAGACUAGGGGCUUCCUUGACAUAAGAGAUACAGUUCAAUGUGUUGAGAUCGCCAUUGCAAACCCUGCAAAGCCUGGGGAGUUCCGAGUCUUCAAUCAAUUUACUGAGCAGUUUUCAGUCAAUGAACUUGCCACCCUUGUUACAAAAGCUGGUGAGAAGCUGGGCCUUGAUGUGAAAACUAUAUCUGUGCCUAACCCAAGAGUGGAGUUAGAGGAGCAUUACUACAAUUGCAAGAACACUAAACUAGUUGAGCUGGGACUGAGGCCACACCUUCUAUCAGAUUCUCUCAUUGAUUCACUGCUCAACUUUGCUAUUCAGUACAAAGAUCGUGUUGACACAAAACAAAUUAUGCCUAGUGUUUCUUGGAAAAAAAUUGGGGUCAAAACAAAAACUGUUCCAGCCUAAUAAGGUGAGUUCUUGGCUUCUAGCAUAACUGUAUAAUGAUGAUGACUCUUCUGGUGAUUAGGUUAUGCUGCAUUGCCGUGAAUAUUGUGAAAUUACUGUAUUUUAGGAUUUGUAUGCUGCAACAUGGGGAAUAAUUCAUAUUUAUGAAUUCUUCAUACCCUUACUGUUGUACAGUAGAUAUUUGUGCUUCAGUGGGCUUUUCCACAAAGAGCCAUAUGCGUACCUAGUACUGCACUUGUGCUUACUGUUGAGUAUUUUGUAUCUGUCAAACAGACAACUAAUGAUGUUAAUUUAUUUUUUAUUUCUUUUUAAUACAUC